GGAUUCCCUGGGUCUCUGUAAAUCGAGGAUAUCAACAUGUCAGACUUCGAAAUGAUCCGGAGUCCUAGAACAGACCAGGGGAUUGUGCUUGAAGAUGAGUGGCCAGGCUACGACCUAAACCUUUUUACGUACCCUGAACAUUACCACGGAGACUUGGAGAACAUCUACAUUCCGCACGGUGUCAUCAUGGACAGGACCGAGUGCCUGGCUCGCCUGGUGGUGGACGACACGGAUGACCACUACAUGGUGGUGCUGUGCGUGCUGAAGGGCGGCUACAAGUUCUGCGCUGACCUGGUGGAGUGCAUCAAGGCGGUGAGCCGCAGCACGCCCAAACACAUGACCGUGCGCGUGGAGUUCAUCCGCCUCAAGAGCUAUCUGAAUGACCAGUCCACCGAGGACCUCCACAUCAUCGGCCCAGAGGACCUGUCGGUCAUCACAGGAAAGAACGUCCUGAUCGUGGAGGGCAUUGUUGACACAGGAAAGACCAUGAAGGCCCUGCUGGAGCAUGUGAAGACCUUCCAGCCUAAGAUGGUCAAGGUUGCAGGCCUGCUGGUGAAGAGGGUGCCUAAUGUGGUUGGAACUCUGCCGGAUUAUGUGGGCUUUGUGAUCCCUAACCGAUUUGUGGUGGGCUACGCCUUGGACUACAACGAGUAUUUCCGUGACCUCAAUCACAUAUGUGUGAUCAGUGAUCAGGGGAAGGUGAAGUAUAAGAUCUAAAGACGCAUGACGUACAGAUCUGCAGACACCUCCCCUGGACUCUCUCCAGCAGCACCUGCUGCCAGAGGACAAAGAUGAACCUCCAGCUCUCCCGCUGAUGAAGAUGAUGAUGACGAUGAUGAUGGGUUGAUUUGCCUGCUAAAACCCGCUAUCUUCCUAUUGAUGGCUGUAUUAUGAUAGCUUUCCCAAAGGAGACAUUGUCCCCAAAAGGCCUUGGAUUUUCAGUUUACAAUGUUUCUACUGUGUUGUUUCAUACACAGCCUGUCUUACCCAUAGCUGUGUGGGAUUUUCCAUCAUGUGUUUAAAAAAUAUGACACAUUUUAAUAGCCCUUGACAAAUGUUCUGGCAAACCUUAGACCAAGAAUGUUCCACUACCUGGCAGCUUUUUUGGGGUGUUAUGACUACUAGGAGUUCAGUGGCGGAGGAGGGAGGUUGCGUAGCAUUUUGCCUUUUCGUAAUGUUGAUUAUUAGCAUUGUUUUGUGUGAGCUAACAUGUGCUUUCAA
Molecule: messenger RNA, 1221 nt
Organism: Sardina pilchardus (European sardine)
Lineage: Eukaryota; Metazoa; Chordata; Actinopteri; Clupeiformes; Clupeidae
Gene: prtfdc1a
Product: phosphoribosyl transferase domain containing 1a
Exons: 9
Coding region: 37-717 (226 amino acids)
Biological process (GO): GMP salvage; purine ribonucleoside salvage; hypoxanthine metabolic process
Cellular component (GO): cytosol
Molecular function (GO): magnesium ion binding; hypoxanthine phosphoribosyltransferase activity
Source: RefSeq, a predicted model, not a curated record